Messenger RNA from Hevea brasiliensis (rubber tree), 1082 nucleotides. Its product is annotated as kinetochore protein SPC24 homolog. The transcript is spliced from 5 exons. Gene Ontology annotation, biological process: regulation of chromosome segregation. NCBI's taxonomy places the organism in Eukaryota, Viridiplantae, Streptophyta, Magnoliopsida, Malpighiales, Euphorbiaceae. The coding region runs from base 273 to 878 and encodes 201 amino acids. The record is from RefSeq and is a predicted model, not a curated record.
UUUAUUUUGGGUUAAUUUUUCCCUCUCAUUUCAUUUUCAUUUUCAUUUUCAUUUUGUUUUCAUUUUCCUGCUCGCGAAAAUUCUCUGGCAUGCUCAUCGGAUCGGAGCCCUAAAAGCAACGCUUAUCAUUUUCUCUAUUCAGUUUCGGCAUUCACUUACAAACUAUUUCUAGCUCUUCGUGAUUAAUUUCCUAUUUGUUUUGAUGUGAUAUAAAACCCUUAGAACCCUAGAGAAUCAUAGCAAACGACAUUGAGUUGCUAGCGGAUUGGGAAAUGGGGGAUUCCUCUGGAAAGAUCGAUGUUGAUAAGCUGAUAUCAUAUAGCGACGACCUUGUGGCAGUGUUGAAGGAGAAAAGGGACAUUAACAUUUUGACGCAGUGCCUGGACAAGUCUAAGGCUCUUCGUUCCUCUUGCGAUGCCGAAUUCAACGAAGCUCGGACUCUUCUCGAAGAUCAUCAGAAAAAGAUAGAUGAAUGUAAGCAGAAAACAGAGAAGGCAAAGCUUGAAGUUCCUGCUGAUGCUGAACUGGACCUUCUUCAGAAGGAAUUGGAUGCGGAGCAUGAAAAAGAACGUCUGCUGAUGGAGGAGCUUAGAGUCAUCAACAAUGAGAUAAAUGAUCUCGGACGUCAAAGGAUUUCUGUUGAAGAACACAAGCAAGCUCUAAAGAAACUUGAGCAAGAAGAGCUAAGGGCACAGAGGAAGCUUUCCAUGUAUGCAUCUGUCACAAAUAUCAUUCCGAACUUGGAUGAUCACUCCAAAAUCUCAGGCCAUAUUGUGGAUAGAGACAAAAAGAUGGUUGAGAAAUUUGAAUUUGACCCAACAAACAUGGCUGCCUUUGAUAUAUGCCAGAGCAUUUGGAAGAUGAUAAAUAUGCGAUAGAUGUUGGACAUUGGUCCAUUCAACUUGCAUACACUACUUUUAGUGAUUCUGUGAAUCCUUCGUUUGUUUCCGUCUUUUUCUAAUACAUUUAAAUUAUUAUUAUUCACUUGGGAAGUGCUGCUGAUGGGGUAGGUUAUGGUGUGUAGGUCUUGUUUGCUCAUUUUUGCUUUAAUGGCGAAUCAUGCUUCAGAAAGGUUUCUUUUC